AUGGGUCCUGGUCCAGUUCGAAGAGAAGCUUACAACUCCAAGGGGCGCCAAUCAACAGCUGGCUCAAGAAAGAAAGGGAAAGCCAGGAAGAAAGAUAAAUCAGACCUGCCCCCGGAGGAGCCUCAGCAUGAUGCAAAUGCCGCCAUUUUGACGCCCAAAACACCGGAAGAGAAGGAGGCGGAACGAAAGGAAAAGUUACUUCAGGAACUUGCUGCUCAAUCCGAAUCCAAGUGGACAAGCAAGAAGAAGAAAAGAUUGGAGAAAUACAUUGAUAAAAAACUCAAGAAAGAGGAACGAGUGUUACUCUUUGAAAAACUUUCUAAGUCACAGGCAGCACUUUCAUCAACAGCACUUCAGUCCUCUGCGACUUUGGGGACGGGAAAGGUUGUUACCCACCAUGAACAGCAAGCAAAGGCAGAGAAUGUUCUCGUUAAGAAGGCUUUGCUUGGGAAAACUGGAAAACGUAAACGACAUCAAGAUAUAUAUGCCGUUUACGAUUACGAUUCAGGAGAGGAUGAAGACGAAGAGCACGACCAGCCAUGUGUAGGAGAGGACGGAGAGCCAGUGGCGAAGCGAAGACGGGCGGCCUCUCCUCGGCCCCAGCCUUCGAACGAAGUAGAUGUGAUCGACAGCUCUGCAAAUGAUCCAUCGCCGAUUUCAGUAAAAAGCUUACCCGUUGUGGGUAGUGCGUUGCAGCGGAAUCCUGAUGGAAGCGUUAUUGCACCAAAAAUUCGAGUGAGAUCUAAAACCAAGCAAUCAAUAAAAAGAGGCUGGGGUCGUAUGAAGGCUGUUGAGGUGCAGCCUGAAUCCGAUACUUCAUUUGACAGUUCCGAUUCUGAAAACGACGAAUCAGUACCAAUGAACGACAAUGAAAUAGAGUCCCAUUCAAGGGACAGUCAUGACUCCUCUGAACUGGAAGACGGGCAUGAGGAUACCGGUGGUGAAGGGGAAGACUCAGAACUGGAACCAGAGCCAGUAACAUCGAAGAAGUCCCUUGGGUUCAAAGAAUGGGCCAUGAAACAGCUUGGAGCUGCGAAAGGAUUUGAACCAACACGAGAAGUAUCCUCCGAGCCUAUCUACCCUCCACCUUCAUCCCAGCGUAUUGAAAAGAAAAGAAGACUUGAAGGAAAUAACGAACAUCCUGAAUUCCGAGGUCCUCUAGGCGAAGAACUACACCUUCCUUCUACGUCCUUUGCUAAAGAACUUCUGAGCUCUGGUCCAUCACUCAAAUCAAGUUCUUACGUGAAGGUUGUUGACGUUAAAAGGCCUUUGGAAGUAGAAGAGGCUCGAGUUUUGCUUCCUAUCGUCACAGAGGAACAGCCUAUCAUGGAAGCUAUCCUCCUGAAUCCUGUUGUGGUCAUUUGCGGUGAGACUGGCAGUGGAAAAACUACACAAGUUCCUCAGUUCCUCUAUGAGGCCGGCUUUGGAACCCCUGGUAGCGAUAAUCCUGGAAUGAUUGGCAUCACACAACCUCGCCGUGUAGCAGCAAUGUCUAUGGCUGCUCGUGUUGGGCACGAAUUGUCUCUGACUUCUUCCCGAGUAUCCUACCAAAUCCGUUACGAUGCAACUGUUUCUCCAUCUACUUCCAUCAAGUUUAUGACGGACGGCGUCUUGCUGAGGGAGUUGGCUACAGACUUUUUGUUGACUAAAUAUUCUGUCAUUAUAGUGGACGAAGCCCACGAGCGCAGUAUCAAUACUGAUAUCUUGAUUGGUGUCCUAAGUCGCGUCGUUCGACUUCGUGAAGACAUGUGGAAAGGAGGAAAAGAUGGCAUCAAGCCUUUGCGUCUGAUAAUCAUGUCUGCCACUUUACGUGUUGCCGAUUUUGCUGACAAUAAAGCACUCUUCUCUGCACCUCCCCCGGUCAUCAAUGUUGCUGCUCGUCAACAUCCGGUUACUAUUCACUUCAGUCGCCGAACAUAUCCAGACUAUGUUACACAAGCCAUCAAAAAAACAGCUAAGAUUCACACACGUUUACCUCCAGGAGGUAUACUUAUUUUCCUCACUGGGCAAUCAGAGAUUGCCGGAGUCUGUCGUAAAUUGGAAGCCAAGUUUGGGAAGCAGGCUCUUGAUGCGAGGAAACAAAGAGGACUUCAGUCCCAGCUUGCUUUUAUGGACAGGCCAGAAACCGCCCAAUUAAAGGUCGUAAACCCAGCGCAAGCUGAUGUUGAGGUUGAAGACAUGGACCUCGGUAGUUCUGUGAAUGAGGCCCUUGCUUUUGACGUGGAUGAACACUUGGGAGACGCAAUCGACGAUGAAGCUUUGGAAAGCGACGAUGAAGAUCGGCUUAAUGAAGAGGUUGGGCUUGAUGUGGACGUUGACGUGCCUAUGCAUGUUGUGCCUUUGUAUUCAUUACUUCCCAGUGACAAACAAAUGCUUGUCUUCAAACCCCCGCCUCCAGGUCAUCGUCUCGUUGUGGUGUCCACCAACAUUGCAGAAACGUCUCUUACAAUCCCAGGAAUUCGUUAUGUCGUAGACUGUGGUAGGGCAAAAGAACGACAUUAUGAUAUCUCCAGCGGUAUACAAUCUUUCCAAGUGCAGUGGAUCUCGAAGGCUUCCGCUUCUCAACGCGCUGGACGAGCAGGACGCACUGGCCCUGGUCAUUGUUACCGACUUUAUUCUUCUGCUCUUUUCGAGCAUCAUUUUGAAAGGUUUGCCACCCCUGAGAUACGGCGUAUGCCUAUCGAGGGCGUCGUAUUGCAGAUGAAGAGCAUGCACAUCGAUGCCGUCAUAAAUUUUCCUUUCCCAACCCCUCCUGAUAAGAGCACGCUCCAGAAGGCAGAAAAUACAUUGACCUAUCUCGGUGCCCUUCAGCCACCUAGCAAGCUAAUCAAAGGUUUCAAGGGAAACGAGGCACAGAUAACAGAUCUUGGUAGAGUUAUGGCUUUGUUCCCGCUAUCUCCUCGGUUUUCGAGAAUGCUUGUCAGUGGGCAGCAACACGGCUGCCUCCCAUAUGUGAUUGCGAUUAUAUCUGCUCUCUCAGUUGGAGAUCCUUUCGUAUAUGAAGACACUGUCGGUCAAGAUGACGACGCAGAAAUUCCCGCUGAAGAUGCCGCAGCUUUGUCCGGCAUAGAAAAGGAGGCUGUUAGAGAAAAAGAAAGACGUCAAGUUCUCCGAAAGGCGUUCUUUCAAUCGCAAUAUAUACAUUCAUCUCUAGGUGAUCAUUCAAGUGAUCUGUUCAAAAUGCUCUCUGUAGUGGGGGCGUACGAAUAUGCUGGAGGUGGACAAAGGUUUUGUGCUGAACAUUUCGUGCGUCCUAAAGCUAUGGAAGAAAUCCAUAAACUGAGAGCUCAAAUUAGCUCUAUAGUCCACACAAAUUUUCCAAGCACUGAUCCCGGGUUUACUCCGCAUCUUCCACCGCCAAGUAGCCAGCAGAUCAAGGUUUUGAGGCAACUUUUAACAGCAGGUUUCAUCGAUCAAGUAGCCGUAAGGAAGGACGUUGUCGACAAGGUUGAAACAUCAGGCACGCAAUAUUCUAACUCCAGAAAUAUCCCAUAUCGCGCUCUUGGGAUCCAAGAAGACGUCUACAUCCACCCAUCAUCUUUGCUCAUCAAUGUGGUACCUCCUGAAUAUAUUGUUUAUCAUGAAGUUGUCCGCACUUCCAGGGUGUUCCUCAAAGGGUUAACAAAAAUCAACCCUGUUUGGUUAUCCACUCUGGCUAAAGAUACCCUCUGCACCUUUUCAAAGCCAGUCAGGAAUAACGCUAAUGUCCUCAUGACAAUACCUCGGUUUGGUCCAGAUGGGUGGGAGUUGCCUGCUAUUAAAGCGCCAGCAUCGAACUAG
Molecule: messenger RNA, 3780 nt
Organism: Psilocybe cubensis
Lineage: Eukaryota; Fungi; Basidiomycota; Agaricomycetes; Agaricales; Agrocybaceae
Exons: 14
Coding region: 1-3780 (1259 amino acids)
Biological process (GO): maturation of SSU-rRNA from tricistronic rRNA transcript (SSU-rRNA, 5.8S rRNA, LSU-rRNA)
Cellular component (GO): intracellular anatomical structure; nucleolus
Molecular function (GO): RNA binding; ATP binding
Source: RefSeq, a predicted model, not a curated record